Messenger RNA from Ambispora leptoticha, 383 nucleotides. The record is from the annotation of a GenBank genome assembly. Lineage: Eukaryota; Fungi; Glomeromycota; Glomeromycetes; Archaeosporales; Ambisporaceae.
GCCAACUAGUUUCAACUCCGCACCGAAACCAGCAAGUUGAACUCCACGCCCAGCAAAUUGAAUUGGUUAACUCAACAGCCAAAGAUUAUCCGCUCCAAAAACAAGCUAUCCCCCUCGAAGUUAGUAAAGCCAUUCAUGAUUUUUUUGAUCAAGAGGGCUUUUAUUAUAUUCCCACCCCGAUUAUUACCAGCAACGAUACCGAAGGAGCCGGCGAAUUAUUUACCAUCCAACCCAAGGAUUUUUUUCACCAGUCCUCCCAAUUAACUGUCAGCGGCCAACUCCACGCCGAAGCCCUGACCCAAGGACUAGGCAAAGUUUACACUUUCUCACCCUGCUUUCGAGCGGAAAAGUCUCAUACUACUCGCCACUUGGCUGAAUUUUGA